Molecule: messenger RNA, 420 nt
Organism: Microsporum canis CBS 113480
Lineage: Eukaryota; Fungi; Ascomycota; Eurotiomycetes; Onygenales; Arthrodermataceae
Exons: 3
Coding region: 1-420 (139 amino acids)
Source: RefSeq, a predicted model, not a curated record
AUGCAAAUCACUGCUGCUGUUAUCUCCCUGCUCGUCGCGAAUGUAGCUGCAAUUGCUGCACCAGACCCAGCUACCAAGGCAUUGCUCAGCUCUGUUCAAGUACGAGAGGGUACAGAAGUCGGCUUUGUCCCUGGACUUACCCUCGACAGCCGUGGUGAUGGCUACCACAACUACUGCGAUGCACCCUGUGUCGGCACCGUCUGCGUACAGGGAGCCAACCCACAGUGCUGCUACAACAAUGGCGUCUGUGGCUGCUGCUGGUAUAUCGAUGACCCAGCUUAUCUGGCUAAAACUAAGCCUGCGGAUAAUCUCUCUAAGAAUAGAGGAAGUACCAAUACCCCUGCUGGGAAUAGGGUGUCCGAUUCACUAGCUUCGCAGAGACGACCACAGGCCCAGUAUAGGGUAGGGGGAAAGAAGUAG